This is a messenger RNA of Ipomoea nil (Japanese morning glory), 371 nucleotides long. Its product is annotated as 60S ribosomal protein L37-3-like. Gene Ontology annotation, cellular component: ribosome; cytosolic large ribosomal subunit. Gene Ontology annotation, biological process: translation. The record is from RefSeq and is a predicted model, not a curated record. The transcript has 3 exons. Gene Ontology annotation, molecular function: structural constituent of ribosome; RNA binding. Lineage: Eukaryota; Viridiplantae; Streptophyta; Magnoliopsida; Solanales; Convolvulaceae. Bases 46 to 342 code for a protein of 98 amino acids.
UAGUCAAAACGACUUUGAGAUUAGGGUUUCUGCAACUGUUCAGCAAUGGGGAAGGGAACGUGGAGCUUUGGAAAGAGGACAAACAAGACCCACACUCUCUGUGUGAGGUCUAGCUGUCGCAGUUUCCAUCUCCAAAAGAGUCGCUGCUCGGCUUAUGCUUACCCAGGCGUCUGCAAGAGGACAUAUAACUGGAGCAUGAAGGCGAUCCGUAGUAAGACCACUGGAACUGGCCGCAUGAGGUAUCUCUGCCAUGUGCGUGUCGAUUCUAGACCAACUUUAGAGAAGGUACUAAAGCAGCUCCAAGGAAGAAGGCAGCAUCAGCUUCUGCUUGAAGUUCUUUGAGGGUGAAUCUAUGAAGGUUUAACUUUACC